AUGUCAACGUCAAAAUCCGAUCUUCACGAUGCAUCGCAACCAACCUUGUCCAACGACGCCGUCCUAGGUUCCCUUCCAUCAACAUCCAAGGCGACCGUAUCGUCCUCCACCCUACCAGAAGUCCGCCAAUCCUAUCUCGAUGUCCCGUCCUUUCGACGGUCUCGGCCCUCUCUCGAUUCUACAUAUUCGGAGCUCUCUGAACUCUCCUUCCACUCAAAUGAACUACAUACCCACCAUCCUCUCAUCCGCAGCAUAUCGCAAGAUGCCGCUCCGCCGGCCCCCCCUGGGUCCCGUUUCAUUGCUGCUGUGCAUUCGUUCUACGUGGCCAACUAUGGCGCGAUGCUGGUUAUGAUCUCCCAGUUCUUUGGCGCGGGUAUGAAUGUUUCUACACGACUCCUCGAAACAACCGGUUCUCAUGGCAAGCCCAUGCAUCCAUUCCAGAUCCUCUUUGUUCGUCAAUCAAUCACCGCCUCCCUAUGCACUGCCUAUGGAGUGUAUUCCAGAUCUGUACCUCACUUCCCUUGGGGUCCUCGCGAGGUCAGGUGGCUUCUCGUUGCUAGAGGGCUCUGUGGCUUCUUCGGUGUGUUUGGCAUGUACUUCAGUCUUCUGUACUUGCCGCUCAGCGAAGCAACUGUCUUAACCUUCCUCGCCCCUAUCCUCACCUGCUAUCUUUGCAGUUUUGUCAUCCCUGGUGAGACAUUCAGCAGACAACAGCAACUGGCCGGCUUCGUCAGCCUUGUCGGUGUCAUCUUCAUUGCCCAGCCUGCGUCUCUCUUCUCGUCUCCAUCCACCCCGCGUCAACACUCCAGCCCACCAAUAGCGGGCCCUUCCAACUCUACCACGACGCCGGAACAUUCCCAACAGCCUCCUCCUGAUCAGCAUCUCGCUGCCAUUGGUAUUGCAAUGCUCGGGGUUGUUGGUUCAACAGGGGCUCUGACCUCAAUCCGCGCGAUUGGCACACGUGCUCACGCCUUCAUUAGCAUCAACUACUUCAGUGUAUGGUGCAGUAUCGUGUCAAUGGCAUGUCUCAUCAUUUUUCCUGAUGUCAAGUUUCGGCUGCCGGGAAACAUGACCGAAUGGUGCCUCCUCGCCAGCCUCGGUCUCUGUGGCUUCGUCAUGCAGUUUCUGCUUACAGCAGGCUUAGCCUACCGUGCACCGACACAGAAGCCGCACAACCAAAACCAACAACAAGGCCACCCGCACCAAAAGAUCCGAGAUCUAGAAACCACGGACCCCAUCGCUCUGGGCGCGGGCGACGACCUUCCCUCUGGCGAACGCGAGCAAACCUCGCGCACGCAACCCUCGUCGUCUCCGCCUUCUAAAACCAGCAGUAGCUCUGGAACGAGGGCCACCAGCAUGCUUUACACACAAAUGCUCUUCGCUCUGGCGGGCGACAAGCUCAUAUUCGGUGUCACACCCACCACGAUGAGCUGGGUCGGCAGCGUGCUCAUUCUGGCCGGAGCAGUCUGGGUGUCGAGCGCAAGGGAUUCCGCCAACAAGGGCAACGACAACAAUGCUGACCGGAACAGAUUUGCGAGAGUCCCAUUAGGCAGUACCGAUUCGCUUCCGCUUACAGCGAUGACGCGACCCAAGAAAAAUGAGACGAACGUCACAGAGGAGGUUGCUGGCUUACUUCAUGAUCAUGAUGAUGAAGCAGAGAAUGAAACUGGAAAUGAAGUCUACGAGCGACAUUACAAUUUUGAUAACGCUCCUGCGCAUUCCCGAACAAGUACUUUUGCUGACAGUCCCGCACUUGCAAACGUCGAGGGUCUGGAAAUGCAUGAUUUACGACCUACCAUUUCCGGAAACUGA
Messenger RNA from Rhinocladiella mackenziei CBS 650.93, 1812 nucleotides. RefSeq lists its product as uncharacterized. Bases 1 to 1812 code for a protein of 603 amino acids. The transcript has a single exon. The record is from RefSeq and is a predicted model, not a curated record. Gene Ontology annotation, cellular component: membrane. NCBI's taxonomy places the organism in Eukaryota, Fungi, Ascomycota, Eurotiomycetes, Chaetothyriales, Herpotrichiellaceae.